This is a messenger RNA of Manis javanica (Malayan pangolin), 2215 nucleotides long. RefSeq names its product BRD3 opposite strand (gene BRD3OS). Lineage: Eukaryota; Metazoa; Chordata; Mammalia; Pholidota; Manidae. The record is from RefSeq and is a predicted model, not a curated record.
AGGGCAGGAUGGGGCGCGGCCCGCUGCUGACGUGGGUGAAUUAGAGACCCGUUUCUGAACGUGCCCGGGCAACGCUGAAUUAUUAAAACAGGUGCAUCGAAUAGCGGGAGUGAGGCACAGCACGGGCAGCGCGCACGCACCCACGCAGCAACACAAUACCACCGGCAGUACGACUGCAGGACCCAGGAAGGGCGGAGCGCAACCACGCGGCCGCUCGGCUGCCCCGCCCCACGACGGAGGCCCCGCCCCCGCGGGGCGAUCGAUGGCUCCGGCUCGUCACGCCGGCCGUCCCGUCCUCGGCGCUCGGCUCGCACGCCUGCGGCGCUGCCAUGGAGACGCUGACCCGGCCUGAGCGCGCCCCGCUCGGCCGCCCGCCUGUCGCUGGGGCCCACGGCCGUGAUUGGGGCGCGGCCGCGGGGGGCUUGGGGGGGCCUCCCGGAUGCGCGGAGCAGAAAGAAGGCGCCGGCGGCCGGUGAGCACCAGGCCGUCCCCGCAUGGGCAGCCUAGGCGCGCGCCGCCCAGCGCAGGGGCGCGUCCGGACGGCCCCCGGAACCCUGUGCCCUUUCAAGUUCUUGGGACUUCCACGCAGACACGGACGCCAACGAGACGGGCGGCCGGUCCCCCAGCGUCACCGCCGCCAGCACUACCCUGGGGAAGCGCUGACGACGGGCCAGAAAAGCAGCACUGAGCAUCGCCGGCCCCAAGGCCCCGAAUUUCCAUCGAGUUGUACAAUGUCCUUUCAUUCAGGACACCAGGCACGUCUCAAGUUAAGCAGCCCCAGCCAUGGCAUCCGAAUCGCAGUAGACACCUGACAAGUCCCCGAGGUGGGUGCACGCAGCAGUCCCCGGGAAGAGCUGUGGCCAAGGUGCCACUGAGCCACGUGCCAUCUCACAUGUGGUACUUUGGUAGUCUACUCACAAUGCUCACAGGCUCCUCAAGUCUCCCUGCAACGCAGCCCUCCUAAGGGUGUUGCCUACAAAUGGCCUGAACUCAUUUCUGUUAUUCAGUUCAAUAAGGGAUCCCCAGACCCAACUGCUGAAAAUCGUAAUUAGUGCACUUAGUGCAAAGCCGUCAGCAGCUGCCCACACAGGACUGUCUGGGGGGGGCCUCGUGCGCAGGCCCCGGAGGGGAGGCGGGGCCAGGGAUGAGUGGCCGCGUCCCUCUGGCAGAGAAAGCGCUGUCUGAAGGCCACGCCCGGCAGCGGUACAGGGACACCUCCCUGUUCAUCUGGCAACGGCAGCAGCUGAAGCUGGAGUCUGCGCCCCCCGGGACGUACCUGAGCAGGAGCCGGAGUGCGUGGUACUCACAGUACGGAAACGAGGCCAUCCUAGUCCGGGACAGAAACAAGCUUGGGGUCUCGUGGGACACGGGCCAGUCCAAGUUCUGCACAAUUAUGUAAUUCCAGCAUGAAAACCACAGGCCAGGCGCUGCGCUGUGAGGAAUAUGACUGUUUCCAGCUUUCCUGUUGAUUCUGGGAGAUUCUGCACAGGGAAUGUGAACAGGCUGUGGGGUGGGAACCAAAGAAUUCUGACGACGGCUCCCCAGCCCUGUCGCACGGCUUAGCCUCUGGAUUCUGUCCCGCCAGGCCCCAUGGACACAGCCCAGCUGGGCACCGGCAGAUGCUGCUGCUCUGUUCUCCCAAGCAAGCGAGAGAGACACCCCAUACAAACAACCAUUUCAAGUGUUUGUAGGGGUUUUUAGUAUUCACUUCUGCCCCGUAAAGAAUGAGUCAGAUCUUGAAAAAGGUGGAGAUUGGCAUCAUAUAUUUUUGAAAGUCCAUGUGCAGGACCGGGAUGGAUUUAACCUAAAUGGCGGCGGCCGCGGCUCUGCGACAGGAACCUCCUGCCCCUGCACUUCUUGUCUGCUGACCAAAAUGAUCCUCGACCAGUGCAUCACGGCGUCUUCUUCACUGGCUUCCAAAUACUUGAAGGCUUGUGGGCCAGUGCAUCCAAAAAACAUUAAGGAAACCAAAAAUUAAGUUCUACAGUUGUUUAGUCAGUUCAGAUUUAGUCACGUGGCUGAAAUAAGCAGGUGCUCAGCUGGCAUUUCAGCCGCGCUCUGCUCCACGGCCGGCCGCAGCUCCCUGUACCCGUGUGCCUGAGGCAUGUUGGUCAGUACUGCACACAGGCAGCCCCAGCCCUCCUGGGGGCAGUUUUUAGGAGUCAUUUUAUUUGCUGUCUGCUUUAUAUAAAGCCUGUGUGGCUGUGCAAACGUG